Messenger RNA from Nannospalax galili (Upper Galilee mountains blind mole rat), 1898 nucleotides. RefSeq names its product interleukin 24 (gene Il24). The coding region runs from base 19 to 564 and encodes 181 amino acids. The record is from RefSeq and is a predicted model, not a curated record. NCBI's taxonomy places the organism in Eukaryota, Metazoa, Chordata, Mammalia, Rodentia, Spalacidae. The transcript is spliced from 5 exons.
GUUCUUUCUUCACCGCAGAUGAGCUCAGGAGUACAGACUCUGUCUUGCCUGAGCCUGAUCCUGCUUGUCUGGAACCAAGUUUCAGGGCUCCGGGGCCAUGAAUUCCGAUUUGGGCCUUGCCGAGUGGAGAACGUGAUUCUCCUGGAACUGUGGGAGGCCUUCCGGGCUGUGAAGGACUCUGUGCAAACUCAGGAUAACAUCACAAGUGUCCGGCUGUUGAAGCCAGAGGUUCUGCAUGAUGUCUCGGAUGCUGAGAGCUGUUACCUUGUCCACAGCCUGCUGAAGUUCUACUUAAACACUGUUUUCAAAAACUACCACAACAAAAGAGUUGAAUUCAAGAUCUUGAAGUCAAUCUCCACUCUGGCCAAUAACUUUAUUGUCAUCACAUCAAAACUGCGACCUUGUCAAGAAAAUGAUAUGCUUUCCAUUUAUAAGAGUGCACAUAGGCGAUUUCUACUAUUCAAGAGAGCAUUCAAACAGCUGGACACAGAAGCAGCUUUGACGAAAGCCUUUGGGGAAGUGGACAUUCUCCUGACCUGGAUGGAGAAAUUCUACCAUUACUGAAUGUCUAGACCAGGAUAACCCCCUCAUUUGCUCUCUCUGUCAUUUCAAGCCACUGCUCAUGUUUGUGCUGCUCUCUGGGCUCCUCACACCCUUGGUCAUGUGCCCCAUUGUUGGCUCAGGCUUAGCUUCAGACUGAAUUUUUCAGCAGCUCAAAUGACAGUCAUGGAAGGCAACUUUGGAUGCUGUGAAUAAUGUACAAAGUGGAUUUGUGUACAUGCUACAACUGUAUUUAAUUAUUGUCAGUGUUUCAGUGGAAAUUAUAUCUGUGAGAUGGUAAGUUCCAUGAAGACCACAGAAUAUACUGCCCCAUUUUCACCUUAUUAAAUGCCACGAUCUGGCUACAUAACGUGGGGCAGUGGAUAGGCACUCAGCAAAUAUUUAAACUGGAUUGAUUUUUCGUUUUUGCCUCUCUUGGGAUUGUUGAGGAGCAACGAGUGAUGAUGGGAUAUGGAAAUAAACUUUAGUGCAGAGAAAUCAUACAGGGACAACUGGGGUAGAAAUGAAGAGCACUGAUUUGAAAAGUAAAGGAUGAAAGAUAAUAUCCAGGUUAAAACGAAACCAAUUCAUACUGCAUACUUCUGUUCUUGCUUGAUCUCCCACCCUAUUCUAUUACCCUGUUUCUCUGUGUUCCUUUCUUUUCUUAUCCCAGUAAUUCUUCCCUUGUCUACUGUCUGACAUGAAAUGUCAUUGUUCAGCUAACAUUGCUGAUGGUGACACUGUGCCUGGAAGCACUGUCCAAUCUGUGAGGACAUUCCCUGCUAUGAAAAGGCAACUCAACUCAGGUUUGGUAGCCAUUCCUUUCUGUUUUUAGAAAUGUGUCCAAGAAGCUUGCGCUGUAUGUCUGGGAAAGGCCUUCCCAGGCUAUGGCUGAAUUUCAUAGUUGAUGCUAAUCCAAAGAGAAUAUCUGACUAUAGCCUUGCUCUAAAAAUUUCAGAGAAAAGUAUAGGUGAGAUGUCUCUUCUUGCAUGACAGAAGUGCUGUUUCAGAUCCUCUGACCUCCUAGAAACCCCAGGCUGCUUUCCCCCCUACGUUAUGUGUUUUCUAGAACUGGAAAAGAAAUGGGUUUAUUUCUGAAAGUAGAGCAAGGUGAUCAUUUCAGAUGGUUAAAACAGAUCAAAGUUAAGGUGAGUAUACAAGUGUCAGUACUAAAAUAUGGAAGAAGGCAAGGAGAUACCAAAGACGUUUUUAAAAGAGGAGAGAUGCUAGAGUCAAUGCACUUAUCUUUAGCAAGUGAUGGAAAGUUAACUAAGAUUUAUACAUAAUUAUAUCACAAACACUAUCAAGCUUAUCUCUAAAAUUUAGAAUAAUCAUGUCAAAUAAAUUGCCUUUAACAU